UCUCCUCCACUCAGCUGCUGGGGCAGCCGUUCCUCCAGGUGCUGCUGCUGCCCGCCUUCCCCCGCCUCCUCCCGCGCCCUUCAGCUCCCGCCCAAGGCGGAGCGCGAGGAGCGGGGCGCGGCCGGUCUCGGGGCGGGAGGGGGAGAGGGCGGGGAGUGCGCAUGCGCGGAGGCGCAGCGAGCGACCUCGGAAGGGGCGGGGCGAGGCGCGGCGCGGCGCGGCGCGGCGCGAUGCGAACGGCGGGAGCAUGACAGGUGGCGGGAAGCGGCGGCAGCGCGCGGCGGAGCCGGAGGGAGAGCAGUGCGACAAAAACAAGGAAUACAAGAAGAGGCGGUCAGGCCAGGCAGAGGCACGCGAUGCCCUCCAGCAAGAAGCAGAGACGUGCUAUCAGCUGAGGCUGCCUGAGGACUUCUACCAGUUCUGGAAGUUUUGUGAGGAACUAGAUCCCGAGAAACCAGCUGAUGCACUUGUGUCAAGUGUUGGGCUUACACUGGUUGGACCUUAUGACAUUCUUGCUGGGAAACACAAAAAAGCAAAAUCAACAGAUGUGAACUUCAGUCUUCACUGGAGAUUCUUCUAUGACCCCCCUGAAUUCCAGACUAUACUUGUCGGCGAUAGCAAAACACAGUAUCACAUGGGAUAUUUCAGGGAUGUGCCAGAUGAGCUUCCAGUGUGGGUUGGUGCAAAUGAAGCAAGGAAGAGCUGUCUGAUUUCACAAGUUGGUGAUAAUGUAUUUGCUGCAGUCAAAUUAUUUUUGUCAAAAAAACUUAAGGAAGUGACUGAUAAAAAGAAAACUGCUGUUUUGAAAGACAUAGAUGAAAAGCUAACAAGGACAGCAAAAGAAUUGGGUUAUUCUCUGGAACAAAAAACCACGAAGAUGAAACAGAGAGAUAAAAAAGUGGUGGCUAAAACAUUUCAUGGAGCAGGCCUGGUUGUUCCUGUAGACAAAAAUGAUGUUGGAUACAGAGAACUUCCUGAAACAAACACUAAUCUUAAGAAAAUAUGUAAGGCCAUCGUUGAUGCUCCUACUGAUGAUGAGAGACUGAAGGCGUUUGCACCCAUUCAAGAAAUGCUCACCUACGUUCAGUUUGCUAAUGAUGAAUGUGACUAUGGAAUGGGAUAUGAACUGGGGAUGGAUCUUUUCUGCUAUGGCUCACACUACUUCCACAAGACCGUGGCCCAGCUGCUGCCGCUCGCCUACAGCCUGCUGAAGAGGAACCUCUUUGCCGAGGUGAUCGAGGCGCACCUGGCAGACCGCAGGCAGGAGGGCCUGGACCGCCUGGCGCCCUGAGCUGGGGCAGCACCAGGGCUAUGCUCGUGUUGUGGGGUGUGGGCUAUUUUAUUCAUUCCGUGCUAUUUUUCCACGUGGAAACGUGUUCUGUGCUGUUAAUAAAGCUUUCCUAAGGACUGGC
Molecule: messenger RNA, 1412 nt
Organism: Phasianus colchicus (ring-necked pheasant)
Lineage: Eukaryota; Metazoa; Chordata; Aves; Galliformes; Phasianidae
Gene: HPF1
Product: histone PARylation factor 1
Biological process (GO): DNA damage response; regulation of protein ADP-ribosylation
Cellular component (GO): nucleus
Molecular function (GO): poly-ADP-D-ribose binding; histone binding
Source: RefSeq, a predicted model, not a curated record